UCCCGUUUCCAUCUCGCUCUCUCCAUCGAUCGAUCUGCUUUGUAGCGGUAGGGUUUCGCGGCGUCGACUCCGAUCCCGUCGCCGCGCGGAUGGCUGCUCGCGCCUUCACUUCGCUGCUGCUUGCUCUCCUCCUUCUCCUCCUCGCGGCCUCUGCCUCUGCCGAUGGUGGCCGCCGCGGCCUCCACGCCUACGUGCCGUCCAGGAAGCGCGCGGUCCGCGGCGCGACUGGGGUGGACUGCCGCGCGAUGGCGUCGAGGGCCGAGUGCCUCGGGAAGUCGGAGUGGUGCCGGUGGUGCCGCAGCGACGCCCUCGACGACAUGUGCUUCGUAUCCGCCGAGGCCUGGCGCCUCCCCGGCCAGAUCUUCUCCUGCGAGGCCCCCAGUUCCUGAUGAUCCGCUUCAUCCUUCCAUUUCAAUCUCCAUCUACGGUACUUCGAUCGAUCUGCCUUAUCGUUGAGUAUAAAUCGAAUCUUUGUUGUGUAAAAUUUCUUCGUUCAUCAAAAGAUCGCCGGUUGAGUGUUUGUCGAUCUUGUGGAUGUCGGUGUGGGCAUGAUCAAUGCUGGAUCUGGUAUUGCAAAUGCAAGAUUUGAGUUGAUUAGAGUGCGAAGCAACUUAGUUUUCUCGAUUGGAGCGCAUACAUUCGGACAUCACGAUGUUCGCACAUAGAAAUCGAAAAAUAAACAAAUAAAAUCAUUGUUCUAGAAAGGGGUUCCAAGAAGUUUAACUGUUUUUAAUUGUUUUUUAUCUUUGA
Zingiber officinale is the source of this 750-nucleotide messenger RNA. RefSeq lists its product as uncharacterized. The record is from RefSeq and is a predicted model, not a curated record. The transcript has a single exon. Lineage: Eukaryota; Viridiplantae; Streptophyta; Magnoliopsida; Zingiberales; Zingiberaceae. The coding region runs from base 90 to 389 and encodes 99 amino acids.